AUGGCCAAUCUACCGCGGGUUCAGGUCGCUGGCCUACCUGGCAUCCAAGCUGAGGAGGGCGCGGCGACGACCUCUCCAGCUCGCGGCGCUGAAAUGCUCAACUUCUUGCAAAGCCGCCUGCAGAAGAAUCGCGCUCCUCCUCUUGUCCACGGCUGGGACUUUUGGCAUGACCGUCAAGACCGCGCCGCCAACCCUGACUCACACGACACCCCACCUGGCACUUACGAAGAUCGUCUUGAGCCUCUCGCCCACAUCAACGAUGUUCGUCAAUUCUGGAGCGUCUUCAAUAAUUUUGAUGUUGCCCAACUCAAGCUUCGCGACUCUGUGCAUCUCUUCCACAAGGGCGUGAAGCCGGUCUGGGAAGAUCCACGGAAUGCACGCGGUGGAAGCUGGACGUUUCGUGUACCCAAGAGUCAAGCGGGCGACUUUUGGAAGGAGAUUUGCAUGAUGGCGAUUGGUGAGCAGCUGCAGAACGCUGUUGAAGAUCCCGCCCGUCAGAUUUUCAGAGACGAUAUUUGUGGUGUUAGUUUGGGUGUGAGGUUCAACAGCAUGUUGGUGCAGAUCUGGAAUCGGGAUGGGUGUCACGCGGCUGGGAUCGAGCGGAUCGCGCAGACGGUGUUGGAGGGUAUCAGUGAAGGAAUGAAGCCACGGGAAGGAAGCUACUACUACAAGAAGCAUGACGAGCACGCUGGCUUCGCGAAUGUYAAGGUUGAAGAGCCGAAGCCGGUGCCGAGCCAAGUGGGUGGCAGUCAGCUCCGGGAGGUUCAGUCUAUGGACGCGGUGCUGAAUGAGUAA
This is a messenger RNA of Ramularia collo-cygni, 795 nucleotides long. RefSeq names its product related to translation initiation factor 4e. The record is from RefSeq and is a predicted model, not a curated record. The transcript has a single exon. NCBI's taxonomy places the organism in Eukaryota, Fungi, Ascomycota, Dothideomycetes, Mycosphaerellales, Mycosphaerellaceae. Gene Ontology annotation, biological process: translational initiation. Bases 1 to 795 code for a protein of 264 amino acids. Gene Ontology annotation, cellular component: eukaryotic translation initiation factor 4F complex. Gene Ontology annotation, molecular function: translation initiation factor activity; RNA 7-methylguanosine cap binding.